AUGGAAACGCUCAAACAAAACACAAGGUCACUGGCUACUUCAAUUUUUUUUGUUUUUAUUAGUAAUAGUGAAAGCCCUUACUUUCAGGCUAACUAAAGCAACAAAUAUAGCUUCUAAUAUUUAAUAAACAAAUAAUUUGUAUUCAAAAAUUUGUAACAACCUGAUUCCAUUAAGAAGAACGCACAGAAAUGACCGAAGGCUGGAAACAGACUGUUACUAAUGUGUCAGAACAUUUCUUCCCAGGACUAUCGUACUACAAUAAUGACGAAGAUGAUGAAUUCAUAAAGCUGGGUAAUGAAAUAGUAUCCAAUCUUCCACUACAGAUGUCUUUAUAUUUCAAUGUGGUUUUCUUUCCAGUAUGGCUAAUCACGACACUUCUUACUCUCUAUUUGAAGAUUGGCUGCCUCUCAAUGCUGUACCAAAUAAUAGUUUUGGUUGUGGUCACCCUGGCAGUAUUAAUCGAGUUAUUUCGACUGUACCUAGGAUAUCGAGGCAACCUUUGUGAAAUGAUCCCCGAGUUGGCCGGUUUCUUUAUGCUUACCGCCAUGCUACAGACGCCAUUGCAACUGUUUCUUCUAGUGGGAGGCUCAGGCCACGGAGCAGUACUGCGAGCAAGCGUGCUCGAACGCUGUGUGCAAACAGUGCAGGUGUGUCUACUAGCUGUGCAGUUGGUGAGUGGUUGUCAGGCGUUACGUAACGCGGCACGACAUUCCGCCCAGCAGUUCCAUAUUGCCCGAUUCAAAAUGGCCGAGCUGCCCAGUCGAUUGCAGUUGCGAACAAAGUCCACUUGAAUGACGGAACAAGACGAAGAAGAAGAACGAGAAGAAUAAGACAAUAAAGUUGAAGAAAGAGGAUAAAAUGAAAUUGAAGAAGAAGAAGAAUGUCACUUCACGAAUAAAGGGUAGAAGAAAGAGAAAAGGAAAAGACAUUGGGAGUAGGAAAAUAUAAAGAAUAAGGAGAAAAGGAUCAGGAAGAGGAAAGCUAAAGUGGAAGAGACUUGCGGAGAAGGAAAAUUGAGAAGGUGAAUAGUAGCAGGUGGUGGAAAUAGAAAAGGAAGAGACAUAGGGAGGAGAAGUUGAAGAAGAAGCAAGUGGAAGCAAGAAAAAAGGAAAAAUACAUAGGGGGGAGGAGAAGAUGAAGAAGGAGAAAGAGGAAGAGACAUAGGGAGAAGAAGAAGAUGAAGAAGAAGGAAGAGAAAGAGACAUAGUGAGGAGGAGAAGAUGAAGAAGAAGGAAGAGAAAGAGACAUAGGGAGGAGGAGAAGAUGAAGAAGAAGGAAGAGGAAGAGACGGGGAGGAGGAGAAAAUGAAGAAGAAGGAAGAGGAAGAGACAUAUGGAGGAGGAGAAGAUGGAGAAGAAGGAAGAGGAGGAGACAUAUGGAGGAAGAGAAAUGAAGAAGAAGAAAGAGGAAGAG
Molecule: messenger RNA, 1413 nt
Organism: Nilaparvata lugens (brown planthopper)
Lineage: Eukaryota; Metazoa; Arthropoda; Insecta; Hemiptera; Delphacidae
Product: transmembrane protein 17-like
Exons: 5
Coding region: 189-791 (200 amino acids)
Biological process (GO): non-motile cilium assembly
Cellular component (GO): ciliary transition zone
Source: RefSeq, a predicted model, not a curated record